This is a messenger RNA of Momordica charantia (bitter melon), 1550 nucleotides long. Its product is annotated as epi-neemfruitin B 7-O-acetyltransferse L7AT-like. The record is from RefSeq and is a predicted model, not a curated record. NCBI's taxonomy places the organism in Eukaryota, Viridiplantae, Streptophyta, Magnoliopsida, Cucurbitales, Cucurbitaceae.
UUAAAAAAUCUAGUACUAAUUAUCCUAAUCCAAUCAUAUAUAAAAGAAAAACAAACUUCACUUGAAAAUUGUCACUUGUUAAUGAAGAAAAAAGCCAUGGAAGUGGAGAUAAUAUCCACAGAAACCAUCACACCAUCUUCUUCCCCACCAUCUCUUCAUCUAAAAUUCUUUAAACUCUCACUUCUUGAUCAGCUCUCCCCCUUCACAUACACUUCUCUUGUCUUCUUCUACGCCCUCGACGCAACCCACGAUGACCUUCUGCUUUCCGAUGGCCUCAAAACCUCCCUCUCCAAAGCCCUAACGGAGUUCUACCUUCUCGCCGGAGCAGUCGAAAACAACACCGAAAUCCUCGGCAACGGCGUUGGAGCCCUCUUUCAGACUGCAAGAGUUCACGGCGCCAUGCUGGAGUUUCUAAAGCAAUCCAGCUUUGAAUCACUCAGUCGACUCAUCCCUUAUCAGUCCGUGCCGUCGUUGUCAACGAAGGAAGCAAUACACCCUCAAGUCGCCGUCCAACUGAACACCUUCAGCGGCGGCGGGGUGGCCGUGGGGGCUUGUUUUCUACACAAGAUCAUUGACGGGACCACGCUGAGCUGCUUUUUGAGGCGGUGGGCCGCAGCCGCCAGAGGGUUCGUGGAGGAGGAGCAGCCGGAGUACGCGGCGGCGCUGUUCCCGCAGAGGGGUCUGUCGGCGGGGAAUUCAUGGCUUUCGAAAGGAUAUUCGCCGUUUGUGGGUGGAGGAAGGAUUUGUAGAAGAAGAUUUGGUUUUGAAGGAGGUGCGAUUUUGGAGCUUAAAGAGGAAGCCAAAUCGGAGAGCGUCAAGAACCCCACCGGUGUGGAAGUGGUUACUGGAUUUAUAUGGAAGCAUGCGAUCAGAGCUGCAACACAGAGAUCGGGUUCUCAACAACCAUCGGUAUUGACUCAUGCAGUCGACCUCCGAAGAAGAAUGGCACCACCAUUACCACCAACCUCCAUGGGAAAUCUUUUCUGGAGCGCAGUCGCAUAUUACGACUCUUCGAACACCGAUAUCGAACUGAGAGAGCUCGUAAGUCUUCUCCGGCGAUCGUUUGUCGAUAUCGACGACAAGUUCAUCGAAAAAAUGGCCGGGGAAGACGGGUUUCAGGCCAUAUCAAACUGGUUCAUCAGGAUGCAGGAGCUGUUUUCUUCAAAGCCAUAUGCAUACGGAUUUACGAGCUGGCGAAAUCUGGGGCUAAACGACGUCGAUUUCGGGUGGGGCAAGCCUUCGUGGGUGAGCUUUGCAGGACCUGAAAAUUCAGUGCUGAGGAACAUUGUUGUUUUGAAGGAAGCCAUUUUGGGGGAUGGGAUUGAAGCAUGGAUCCUUUUGGAUGAAGAUGAAAUGAACAUAUUGGAAAAUGACCAACAAUUCCUUGCUUUUGCUUCCCUUAAUCCAAUUAUCCAUUUGGCUUAAGUGUUUGAAUUAUAUUUGUUCACAAUUUGCUCAAACUUAUAGGUUUUUUUUUUUGGACAAAAAAUCUUUAAUUCGAGACCAUAUAAAUUAGUGAUUACUAUGCUAAGAUAUUGUUAAGGAUGUUA